Messenger RNA from Carica papaya (papaya), 803 nucleotides. NCBI's taxonomy places the organism in Eukaryota, Viridiplantae, Streptophyta, Magnoliopsida, Brassicales, Caricaceae. The record is from RefSeq and is a predicted model, not a curated record.
UUACUACGUUUUCACUUCUCAUUUAUUUAUCCAUGUAUACAUAUAUAUAAUGGAAGACUGAAUACCAUCAUCAUCAUAAAAAACAGACAUGGUUUGGUUCAAGAACCUGAUCCAAAUCACGACCAUCAAAUCUUCGAUCAAACCCAGAGCAUUAAAUCCAUGCUUUCCCAUUUUCCUCUCACAUUUCAGUACCCAUCAACAAAUCAAUCAUGACCGUCAAUGCCAGUCACCGCCAACCGCAUCAACGGCUGCUCCCAGCGCUUGUUAUCCAGGGUUCGAGGGGCUGGGACCCACUAAGCGCGGCGAGAAGCCCAGGGUGGUGGUUUUGGGCUCCGGUUGGGCCGCUUGCCGGCUUAUGAAAGGCGUUGACACCAAAACCUACGACGUCGUUUGUAUUUCGCCGAGGAACCACAUGGUGUUCACGCCACUCUUGGCUUCCACUUGUGUUGGAACCCUCGAGUUCAGGUCCGUAGCCGAACCCAUUGCCCGGAUCCAACCCGCAAUUUCCCGGGAACCCGGCUCCUACUUCUUCCUCGCUAACUGUGCUGGCAUCGAUACUGACAAGCACUUGGUAAAGUGUGAGACUGUCACUGAUGAAUCCGAGACUACGGUUCCGUGGAAUUUCAGGUCUCAUAUGACAAAUUGGUGAUUGCUUGUGGGGCACAGGCCUCCACUUUUGGAAUCCAUGGAGUGAAAGAACAUGCAAUCUUUUCUCCGUGAAGUUCACCAUGCUCAGGAAUUUCGAAAAAGACUACUCCUGAACCUGAUGCUCUCUGAUAUCCCCGGUAACCUACUAUAUGAUU